AUGUGGUGUCUGGAAAUUAAUCUGGACCUUAAAAUGUGUGAGGUUCUCGAUAUGGAUUUGAUAUCUUAUCUCUAUCUCAGCUGCCGGCCGGCGGCUUCCUACCAUCCCAACAAAAGGCCUUCAAUUCAUGAAGUUGACGUACGUGCUUACAAGAAUUUGAAGUCCAAACCGUAUGAAAUAGUAGGUGAUAUACCAAGCAUGGUUAAUGGCUUUUCAAGGCUAAUUCAUGAUCGAAAUGAGACAGAACCUGCAUUACAAAUUUAUAGAGGAAGUACACUGACAUUGAAGAAAACAUGGUCUCGGCCAGAUUGCAGAUGUGACCUUCCAUAG
This is a messenger RNA of Dovyalis caffra, 330 nucleotides long. NCBI's taxonomy places the organism in Eukaryota, Viridiplantae, Streptophyta, Magnoliopsida, Malpighiales, Salicaceae. The record is from the annotation of a GenBank genome assembly.